GAUCCGUAUUUGCAAAGCGGUGGCAGGGAGUGCGGCGCAUGGGAAUAGAAUAAGAACCGGUCCUGCUGUAGUACCUUUGGUUUUCGUCGCCGACUUACCGCCUCACUCCUUUUCUGUGCUUUAUAUUCCAGUCCAUUUCUUCGUUCCUAGCUUGGCAUACUCGACAGUCCCUGAUCUACGCGUUGGUUGUUUCAUCUCUCCCGAAGAGGCUUGAUACUAUUCCUUGUCACGUCGAGACUGGCUCAUCGUCGUCAUCAUUAUGCAGUCCGCAAUUUUUAAAACAUGGUGGGCAUCACUAUGCUACUCUUCUCUGGUGGCUGGCAUUGCGGUCCCGAGCAAUAAUGCAGCAUCUGAAACCCUAGAUCGCCGACAUUCGGGUUGUCCCGCUGUAUGGACCGAUAUUGCGGCCGACCUGAAUCAACUCUUUUCGGGAUGCUCGGAUCCAGCACGUCAAGCCAUCCGCACAAUCUUUCACGACUGCUUUCCUGGGUCCAAUUGCGAUGGCUCGCUCAUCUUGGCCGGUGAAUGCACCAGUCGGCCUGAGAACGCACAAAUGAUACCAGUCUGCGACACCCUUGGCGACAAGGCCCAGCAGUACAAUGUCAGCACUGCAGAUAUGAUUCAAGCGGCAGCUGCCCUGGGGACUAAAGCAUGCGGCGGACCCUCCAUCGCGUUCAAAAUUGGACGGAAGGACUCGAGCACACCGAGUCCCACGGGCCAGUUGCCUGCAGGAAAUGCUACUGCUGCAACCCAAAUUGCUGCCUUCGCUUCUAAGGGCUUUUCUGCCAAUGAACUAAUCGCCCUCGUCGGCGCCCACAGCGCCGGCAAGAACUUGGCGGGGACCGCUCUCGACACCACCGUCAACCAACUGGAUAGCACCAAAUUCUACCCCGAGACGCAGGAUGCUUCCGCUCCUGCCAGUCUGGACAGCGAUCGGUUUCUCAGUAACAGUACUGCCACAAAGACCAUAUGGAAAGGUUUUGGAGCUAGCGCGUCGGCCUGGCAUGCUGCCUUCGUGCCCGCUAUGGAGAAAAUGAGUGUCAUGGGCAACGAUGUAUUGACCUUGAAUGACUGCUCGAGUAUAAUAUCCUAAAAUCUCCAGGGAAUCGGACUUAUAUCAUUGUAGCAGCCUGUGUUGAACUGCUUUAUGUUGGAAACGGUAUUAGUUUGUUUUGUGUUGAACUUGCACUAUUUUGUUUCUUAGAGUUCUGGAAAGCUGUAAUUGUAUUGUUACAGAGGCGCACAUAUGGAAGUAUUUCCCAUAAGGAGACUGUCUUGCCGAAUAUAUAGGUUGUUAUAGCAUAACGUGAUCCACAAGUCAUUUUCGCAC
This is a messenger RNA of Pseudomassariella vexata, 1330 nucleotides long. RefSeq names its product peroxidase. Gene Ontology annotation, biological process: response to oxidative stress. Lineage: Eukaryota; Fungi; Ascomycota; Sordariomycetes; Amphisphaeriales; Pseudomassariaceae. The record is from RefSeq and is a predicted model, not a curated record. The transcript has 3 exons. Gene Ontology annotation, molecular function: heme binding; peroxidase activity. Bases 260 to 1093 code for a protein of 277 amino acids.